Entrophospora candida is the source of this 1860-nucleotide messenger RNA. NCBI's taxonomy places the organism in Eukaryota, Fungi, Glomeromycota, Glomeromycetes, Entrophosporales, Entrophosporaceae. The record is from the annotation of a GenBank genome assembly.
AUGUCAAUUGCUACAUCAAAUCGAUGUCUAAACGAACUCGCACAAAUUCAGGAUGGAGGUAAACUUGCUUCAUCGUCAAGAGGAGCAUUAAUCAAUGAUAUAUACGACGAUGGCUAUGAUGAUGCUGAAUUAGAAUCCUUCGGUCAAGAAUUACAUCGACUUGAACCGUUAAAAAGAAAACCAGAAAAACAAUCAUCGGUGUCGUCAUCUACACCUACACCUUCACCUCCACCAAUUAGACAACCCGAUACUUCAACUACGCCAUCGAUUAAAAAUGUUAAAGUUAACAAAACAGUUCCAGUAAAAGAUGCUUUGUAUUGGUGGAGAAAUGAUCCACUUAUUAAUGUCCAUCAUGAACAUUGGCAUGUAGUUUUUGUUAAUAGUCCAGUUAACGGUACAUAUAAAGAUAGAGAAGGAGAAAAUUUUAUUUAUAUGCACAGAUUCAUGUUAGCAAGAUAUGAUGCUGAACGUUAUGCACUUGGAGUGGCAAAGGUCGCAGCUUUACCAAAUUAUCGAGAACCUAUACCUGAUGCUUUUUAUCCACCCUCCCAUUUAUAUGAAAUCGUUAAUAAUAAAGUUGUUCACUUUCCAUCUCGUCCACCUGGUCAAGUUUUUCAUGAUACAGAGGAUAAUCGUAAAGACGAUACAUCAUAUACACUUAAAGAAUUGGAAAAUGCUUUGAUAACAUUGGAAAAAUGGAUUGAUGGCGAAGAGACUUAUCUUAACCCAUCUAACUUAUUAAAUGACCCUAAUGGAAAUACUGAUUUAGGUGCUAUCAUUGAAGACAUAUUACAUAAUGUUGGGCACGCAAUGCUUGGUCGCGUUAUGGCUCCCAAUGAUACUAAUGCUCCACCAGGUGUUUUGGUUGGUGCUCGUGCAGGGUGUCGUGAUCCAUUAUUUUGGAGAUGGCAUCGUCACAUUGAUGAUAUUUAUGUUAGAUGGCAAACUAGAUUAGGCUUGAACAUGUUCAGUAAUGAUAUCCCACCAAUAAAAAUUAGAAAUAAUGACAUUUUCCUUGCAUUUAAAGACGAGCUAUUUAAUCUUGAUAAAGAUGGUGAUCAUAAUGGAUGGGUUAAAUAUGCCAAGAAAACAAUCGGUGGUAAUAAUUUUGAUAAAACAUUGGUAAAUGUUACCGGAUUCACCAACGAAUUACAAACUACUAUGAAACAAAGAGUUCAUGUUUGGCUUGAAGAUACCAAUGAUAAAGAAAUCAUUGAGUUUAUGUACCCGAGAGAAUUCCUUACUUUCUUCCGUAUUGAAAAUCUAUCAUCUAAAUCAUUGCCAGUAACGUUUAGAGUUUUUAUCGUUCCAGAGGUAUUUAUGGAUUCGUAUGUUCACUGGAUAGAACUUGACAAAUUCAAAAGAAUAUUGAAACCAUAUGAGAAAACCAUAAUAUCACAAGAUUGCGACCAGUCAAUUGGUAUACGUAAACCAGCACAAAAAACUAUUAGACAAAUGGAAAAAUCCACCCAGAUGACACCUGAUUACGUGAAUUCACUAGACAAAUUAACAUUAGAUAAACAAUCUGAAGCGAUAUUUUGUGGUUGUGGUUGGCCAUACCAUAUGGUGAUUCCAAGAGGAACGAAAGCAGGUCUUCGAUUUAAAAUGAUGGUUUAUGUAUCAGAUGGUAAAGAUGAUAUGGUUCCUGUUGCUCCAACAUGUGGAAGUCAAUUAUUAUGUGGUGGUAGAAAAUGGAGAGAUAAAUAUCCUGAUAAACAUCCAAUGGGUUAUCCAUUUGAUAGACCUUUUAUAAAUAAAUCAUUUUAUCAAACGUUUGCUCAUUUACCAAAUGUUGCUAUACGAGAUUUUACAAUUCGUUGGGUUGAAGAUUUUCCUUUAUUAGUUCCUUUAAACAAUUAA